UGGCGGCGGCGGCGGGGCGGUGGCAGCGGCGGCUCCUCGGGGCCGCGCCGGCGGGGCUGUGCCGCUCCUGACUCGGCCCCGCGCCAUGGGGAGCAGCCGCGGCGGGCGGCUCGCCUGAGGCGGCGGCGACAGCGGAGGGCGCGGCAGUGCCGAGGGAGCCCCGCCGCGGGGGCCGCGACCCGCUUCGCCGGGGAUGCUGCGCUGGGUCCGGCAGCAGCUGGGUUUUGACCCACCACAUCAAAGCGAUACAAGAACUAUUUAUAUAGCAAAUCGUUUUCCCCAGCAUGGCCAUUAUAUUCCUCAGAAGUUUGCAGACAACAGAAUCAUAUCAUCCAAGUAUACAGUGUGGAAUUUUGUUCCAAAAAACUUAUUUGAGCAGUUCAGAAGAGUAGCCAACUUUUAUUUUCUCAUUAUAUUUUUGGUUCAGCUCAUGAUAGAUACCCCUACCAGUCCUAUUACCAGUGGAUUGCCAUUAUUCUUUGUCAUAACUGUGACAGCCAUAAAGCAGGGUUAUGAAGAUUGGCUACGACAUAAAGCAGACAAUGAAGUCAACGGUGCUCCAGUUUAUGUUGUUCGAAGUGGUGGCCUUGUGAAAACUAGAUCUAAAAACAUUCGGGUGGGGGACAUUGUCAGAGUAGCCAAAGAUGAGACUUUUCCUGUUGACCUGGUGCUUCUGUCGUCUGAUCGAGUGGACGGUUCAUGCCAUGUCACCACUGCAAGUUUGGAUGGAGAGACCAAUCUUAAGACGCACGUUGCGGUCCCAGAAACAGCAGUGUUGCAGUCUGUUGCCAACCUGGACAAACUGGUAGCUGUUAUAGAAUGUCAGCAGCCAGAAGCAGAUCUGUACAGAUUUGUUGGAAGAAUAACUGUAAGUCAACAAGCUGAAGAAAUAGUACGACCUCUUGGGCCUGAAAGUCUCUUACUUCGUGGAGCAAGAUUAAAAAACACUAAAGAAAUAUUUGGUGUUGCAGUGUAUACAGGUAUGGAGACAAAGAUGGCAUUAAAUUACAAGAGUAAAUCUCAGAAACGGUCAGCAGUAGAAAAGUCCAUGAAUUCCUUUUUGAUUAUUUAUCUAAUAAUCCUCCUCUUUGAAGCCAUUCUGAGCACUAUUUUAAAGUAUGCAUGGCAAGCUGAAGAGAAAUGGGAUGAGCCCUGGUACAAUGAAAAAACAGAGCAUGAAAGAAAUAGCAGUAAGAUCCUGAGAUUUAUUUCAGAUUUUCUGGCCUUUCUGGUACUUUACAAUUUUAUUAUACCUAUUUCACUCUAUGUGACUGUCGAGAUGCAAAAAUUUCUUGGAUCUUUUUUUAUUGGCUGGGAUCUUGACCUCUAUCAUGAAGAAACAAACCAGAGAGCCCAAGUAAAUACUUCAGACCUCAAUGAGGAAUUGGGACAGGUAGAGUAUGUGUUUACAGACAAAACUGGUACAUUAACUGAAAAUGAGAUGCAGUUUCGGGAGUGCUCCAUUAAUGGCAUAAAGUACCAAGAGGUCAAUGGUAAACUAACUCCAGAGGGAUUUUCUGAAGAUUCUCCAGAUGGAAAUAGGCAUGGUUUGGUGAAAGAGGAAGAACUGUUCUUGAAGGCAGUUUGUCUUUGUCAUACAGUGCAGAUCAAUGCAGAUCAGACAGAUGGUGCUGACGGUCCCUGGCAUGCCAAUGGAAUAACGUCCCCGUUGGAGUAUUAUGCUUCUUCACCAGACGAGAAAGCUUUAGUUGAAGCUGCAAGCCGGGUUGGAGUAGUAUUUACUGGAAUUAGUGGAGACAGUAUGGAAGUAAAAAGCCUUGGAAAACCAGAGAGGUACAAAUUGCUUCAUGUGUUGGAGUUUGAUCCAAAUCGCAGACGAAUGAGUGUCAUUGUGGAGAGUCCCUCAGGGGAAAAGCUUUUAUUCACAAAAGGAGCAGAAUCUUCCAUUCUUCCUCGUAGUAAGAGUGGAGAAAUAGACAAAACAAGGAUACAUGUGGAUGAAUUUGCUUUGAAAGGACUAAGAACUUUGUGCGUAGCCUACAGAAGAUUCACACCUGAGGAGUAUCAAGACAUUGGCAAACGCCUUCAUGAGGCCAGGACUGCCUUACAACAACGGGAGGAAAGAUUAGCAGAUGUGUUCAACUUCAUAGAAAGGGAUCUGGAAUUACUUGGGGCUACAGGAGUAGAAGACAAACUGCAGGAGAAAGUCCAAGAAACUAUAGAAGCCCUCAGGUUGGCUGGUAUCAAAGUGUGGGUGCUCACUGGAGACAAGCAUGAGACAGCUGUUAGUGUCAGUUUGUCCUGUGGACACUUCCACAGAACCAUGAACAUCCUUGAGCUUGUGCAGCACAAGUCAGACAGUACCUGUGCAGAACAACUGAGGCAACUUGCCAAGAGAAUAAAGGAAGACCAUGUUAUCCAACAUGGACUGGUUGUGGAUGGGACCAGCCUCUCUCUUGCACUCAGGGAACAUGAAAAACUGUUCAUGGAAGUUUGCAAAAACUGUUCUGCAGUGUUGUGCUGUCGCAUGGCACCCCUUCAGAAAGCAAAGGUAGUGCGACUGUUAAAAACGUCUCCAGAGAAACCCAUAACAUUAGCAAUCGGUGAUGGUGCUAAUGAUGUGAGCAUGAUACAAGAAGCACAUGUUGGCAUAGGAAUCAUGGGCAAGGAAGGAAGGCAAGCUGUAAGGAACAGUGACUAUGCAAUAGCUCGGUUUAAAUUCCUCUCCAAGUUGCUUUUUGUUCAUGGGCACUUUUACUAUAUUAGAAUAGCAACCCUUGUACAGUACUUUUUUUAUAAGAAUGUGUGCUUUAUUACACCACAAUUUUUAUAUCAGUUCUUCUGUUUGUUUUCACAACAAACGCUCUAUGACAGUGUAUACCUGACUUUGUACAAUAUUUGUUUCACUUCCCUGCCUGUCCUCAUAUACAGUCUUUUUGAGCAGCAUGUGCAUCCGCAUGUAUUGCAGAGUAAACCCGUGCUCUACAGAGACAUCAGUAAAAAUGCCCAUCUGGGGUUUAAACCAUUUCUUUACUGGACCAUCUUGGGCUUCUUUCAUGCAUUUGUUUUCUUUUACGGCUCGUAUCUUCUAAUGGGAGAAGACACUUCUCUGCUGGGAAAUGGCCAGAUGUUUGGAAACUGGACAUUUGGUACUUUGGUCUUCACCGUUAUGGUUAUAACUGUCACAAUGAAGAUGGCACUAGAAACUCACUUCUGGACAUGGAUAAACCAUUUUGUUACUUGGGGAUCCAUUGUAUUUUAUUUCAUAUUCUCCUUGUUUUAUGGGGGAAUUAUCUGGCCAUUUUUACAUACCCAGGACAUGUACUUUGUAUUUGUUCAACUGUUGUCAAGUGGUUCUGCUUGGUUUGCCAUAAUCCUCAUAGUAGUUGCUUGUUUGUUUAUUGAUGUUGUGAAGAAAGUGCUGUACAGACAUCUGCAACCAACAAGUACUGAAAAAGCUCAGAUGUACUCCAACAGAGUUGCUUUAAGUGACGAGUUCAUCGCACUGCAGCCAUUGUCCAGGGCAAGGAAUCAGCUGAGCAAAAUUAGCUUACUGAGGCAGGUUCAGGUAUCAACUGCUUGGACUCCAUGUGCUGCUUCUCAGAUGGGGAAACAGCAUGCACAUCUGUUAGAAGAAUGUUGGAACGACUAAUGGGAAGAUGUAGCCCAACCCGGGUCAACAGGUGUGGCAUUUCUCUCAAUAGCCUUUGCUGCAGACGAUUCUCCUAUAAACUGGAACCCGAUGAGCCUGCAGCAAUAGAUGUCUAGAAAUCAGCUGCAGGUUUUGCUUACCUAAGUCGGAGAUGCAACUCUUUGUUGUACUUCUUUUCAUCCUAAAAGAUUAGUUUCUUGUUUCUUUUUGAGUGGUUUCUUUUGGGAUGGGGAGGGGAAAAACAGUUUUCAAAAGAUUUCUGUUAAAGUGUUUAGUUUGGCUUUACUACAAGUUCUUGUGUUGUAUCUAUCGUAAUUUCUCUUGAUUUGUACAUUCUUCUCUUUAGAAAAUCAAACCUUGCUGCUGGUUUUGUUCUCCUUUUUAUGAUUUUUUUUUUUGCUUUCAUGAAUCAGGAGUUGUUUAUGAAGUCGAAAGACUUUUCCCUUUGGUUCUGGAUGUACAACCUCCAAAUAUUUACCUUGGAGCUUGAAUUACUCCUGAAGAUAUACAAAAGGCUCACACUCCCCCCUUAAAUAUAACUUCAUUGUUAGAAGGAGAGUCUUUAAAUCUUUCAGCCAUUGAUUGAUAUGAAGAUGAAAUAUUUUUGUAGUAUAACUUUUAUAAGCUAUUUCUAAAAUCAGAGUAAUUGACAGAACAGAGUCUUCAGGUUCUAAGAAUUUUAAAUGUUUUUUCGGUUCUAGAAGGUAUAUUGUCAAAAUCAUGUGUGCCAUUCCAAAGUAUGUGCUAAAUAAAUCUUUCCUCCACAAACCAUGUGUGAAACAAACAUCAGUGGGAUAAAAGCACGUUAGAGUAAUGGGAUAUGUCUAAAGAGCAAUACUGCUCUUAUGGUCAGAGGAGCUCUCACUGAAUCCCCUAAUGUGCCAUCUCCCCAUGUCCAAAUAGAGGGAUAGUGAACAAACAUGGAAAUAUUUGGGGGUAGAAGUCAAAAUAGUCUUUUGUACAUCGUAAUCUCUCAGUCCCUGAAUGAUAUCAUGGUCCUUCACUGGUCAAAAGGCAAACCUGAAAACACUGAGCUUCACACAUUUUCAAGGAAACUCAUUUUGUAUUUGGACAACUUUGUCUCUUUCUGUUAAAGGUUGUGAUAUCAUUCACUGGGUGUCAAGUCUGGUGUGGGUAAUUUCCACUGACAGCUUUGUCAGCUCUGAUUCUGCCUUUAGGUAUUGCCUGGUCUGUAGCUCAUCUCUGUUGGAACUCUUGUGUUGAACACUGUGUCUGUGGUUUCAGUCAGUCCCUCUCUUCUGGCUUGCUUAUGAAAUUUAUUCAGUGUUUCUACAAACCUAGGUUAUGAAUAUGCAAAAUGUUUCAUUCCAUAUGAAAUAUGAACUGUUAUGACUAAGUACAUUUUUAAUCCAAACUUGCUGUAUAGAAAGCGGGCAUGAUGUGUAAAAUAAACAAUUUAAUAGAAUUUUUAAUCUACAAGGUGAGCAUUUAAUUGGUCUAAAAAUCAACAUUUUGGUAGCAGUUGCUCUAAGUUUUUUGAUGUUUUUUUCCACUUCUCUGUAAAACUGUGCUUUCCAAAUGAGGAAUUUCUCAUGCUACUUCUUUUCCAUUUAUUGUUAUCUAAUUAAGAUUUUUGUUAACAAUUGCCUUAGUAACCUGUAGUCUUAUAAGGUAGGUAUUCUGUGUUUUAUUUAAUGCAUUCACAGUUUUACAAUUUUCUCUUUUGUUCCACUUAAAUUUUCUUUCCUUGAGAACUUACAAAUACUUACUGAAGAUAACUCAUAUUUGACAGAAUAUUAAACAAUCUUUGAAGACUGCUUUUUCUCAGGUUUCUUGUCUGCUUACCUCAUGUAAUUUUCAGAUGAAGUUCCAUCAAGCCAAAUAAUUGUAGAGUUCUUAGAACACAGACAAUAGGAUUACAUUUAAUGAAUAUGCAAAACUAUCUUGGUGCUACACUAAGGGCUUGCAGUUCUGUGGUUUUUGCUGCUGCCUCUGGUUGAAAUUGCUCUGAACAAUCUUCUAGUUUCACUUACAUUUAUGUACAGUACACCUAGAUAAGAGAUUUUUUUUUAAAUGUGUCAUACUUGCUGUCUUCAGUGACUUCAGCUCCUUCUACUCAGCAUUGACACUUAAAACCAAGGCUAAAAGUAAUUUUCUUCCCUUACACUUUCCUAGUAAUAUAAGUCUUUGUUCAUUUUUUAACAUCUUAAUUGCUUGAAUCUUUUAGCAAAGCCAUGGCUAGCCAUGAAUUGCUUGAAUCACACGAAGCAGUUACGAGUCGUGAAAUGCUGAAGGUACAGCAUUAAGAAUUCUCGAGUGAUUUUUUAAAGUGCUUGUAAAAUUGUUUAGGCUUUGUUCACGAGCUUGAGCUGCUGUGUUUUGUAUCUAAAUCUUCAGAAAAUUGUGCAGUCCCCAACAGGUUGGUCUCCUGAGCACUUGUGCUGUAUAAAGCAGCAAAUUAUUCAACCAGGAGGUAGCUGCAAAUUAUUUUUGUCGAAUGAAGUGAUGCUGAGAAAUACGUUGUCUGUGCAAGUGCUGUAGAAUGAAGAGCACUUCUUUAAAUAAUGUUGCUGUAGCAGCUUGUGUUGUAUUCUGUGCUCCUGAUAUUCUGUCAAAUAUGAGAACUGAACAGGAAAUCCAACACGGUAUCAAAUUUUGAUAGAAGCUUUGAUGAAUCAAAGUUGUACAAAUGCUUGGAGUAGUGGGCCACAGGAGUAUAGUUCUCUUGUGUUUAUUUUACUGCUUGUAAAAUGUAUUUGAGAAGUAUUUUCUAUAGCUCCAUUCACCAGUUAGGCUAUAAAAUGUGUGGUGUGGUAUGUUAAAAAAUGCAUUUUUGUCUGUCUGUUCCAUUAAAUUGUCUGUCAGCUUGUCAGUCACUCAGAUACUAAGAAUGCUGGAUCACAUUUCUUGUACAGUAGGAUUCAUUGCUGAAUUGUUGGAUCUCCCAUUAGUGGUACUUGUGUCAAGGCACUGCAUGUAACAGUUGUAAAGAAACAGCAGAUUUCUGACAGAGGCUAAUUUGGAGGAUAAAUUCAUUACGUUUUGAUUUCCUGCCUUCCAGCCUUCUAUUUUUCAGCAUUUCACAUACAGUUUUCAUAACAUUGUUCAGCCAAGAACAGUAUUUCUUCCCAAGCAGUAAUUUGUCCUCAAGUGAAAGACAUUGUGAGAUCCCAUCUCAGUCAGAAGCUGUGACGUCUUAGGUAGCUUUCCUGAUGUCUUAAAAUUUAACAGUAAAAGGGAUGAAACAGAUUCAUGGCUGUGGUUCAGUUUUGCCUGCCCACAACUCCAGCCAGUGUGGAUGUUUCCCGUUGGGACACGGGUGUGCUGGGUUUCCUGGGGCAGCUGUGCCCCACAGGGCUUUGCUGGAAUGGCCUCAGGUGGUGCCUCAGUGUACACAGGCAGCAUUCAGAGUCUCCCUGAGGGCACAGUAUUGAAACUUUAGUGGCAAAAGGGGCAUAUAAACUGCUGGUUGUUUUAGUUCAUAGUGAGGAAAAUAUCCAUAGCUGUGAGUAAAUUGUUAAUUACACAGCAGACAUGAGUUGGCAUCUGUUCUCAAAGGUCUGAAUGAAUUGCAGGUGCCUACAUGAGAUGAAUAGAUUAGUCUUUUAAAGAGGAACAUUUGCCUAAUCUCAUAGCACUUCUAUCUUUUGCUUUCCUAGACUUUUCUCCUCACCUCUGUAGAGUAUAAGUUCCCAGUCAGCCAAACUUUUCUUUUAUUGUUACUUUAGAUCAUGGAGUUCCUCGGAUCCCUUCUAUGCCAACGACAGAAGCAUCUUGACUCUCUCCACAAUGGACUCAGCCACUUGUUGACAGGGACAUUUGUAAAUGCCUUGUGGAAGCCAUGUGGUGCUCACACACCUGUAGGUUCUGAGGCGAGUCCAGUGUCCGUCGCUGCCCUAGGAAAGAGUAGAGUGACUCCUAAGCACAGACCUUGUCUGUGGCUUGGCAUCUGCACAGCUAUUGCUUCCAGUAUUUUUUUCUAAUUAUAUCUACAAAUUGCUAAAUAAUUUUUUUGGAGGUAAGGAAUGCUUUUACCUCUGACCAUUUGAUCUUUUUUGUUACCGUAUGAGCAGAUUGAAAUCCUGAAUUUAAUACUUGAGACGUCACUGCAGCGCAAUGACAACAUCUUUCUCCUCCCAAAUUUGAGUGAUCCAAUUUGAAUCAACUUGAAUUUGCACAAUUGAAGUUUUAAAAGUUGCAUUUUUCAUGAUGACCCUUCCCUUUAAACACACACAUUCAUUUUGAGCUGUGUCUCAGAUGCUGUCUUAGCAGUUUGAGGAUCAAUUUUUUUGUUUCUGUGGACGGUUACCAUAUUCUGUGAGCAAUCAGUUUAGUAAUUUUUGAGAGUUAAAUGCAAUUCAAAUAUUUAUGCUGGUAUAUGAGUGGCAAUACAUUAGUCAUUGCUUUGAAAAACACUGUUAACUGUGAGAAAUCAAUAAUUUGGAAUACUAAGGGAUAUAACAGUUCACUGUUCUCUUAAAGUAUAAUUCGGAAGCCAGUCAUCCUUUAUUAUGCCAUGUGUGGGUUUUUUAACAGUUCCGGAUCCCGACAUGGAAAAAUGUUUAAAGAAUUGGUGGAUUGUGCAGAAGUCUCACUAGCAUAAAUUUUUUGAAUUAUUAAUCUUUUAAAGUUGGGGAAUUUUUGCAUGUUUUGUUCUUUUUCAUGUAUUUAUAUUUGGUCAUGUUGUACUUUGAAGAUAUAAUUAAUGCUUAAUUAUCUUCGUUAUAUCGGAAGGAUCCGAGACCUUGAUGGCAAUGUUUUGAUACCUGAGUAUGCCAAUAAAAGCAAAUUGCACAGUUGGAGGUUUGAAUGGUGCAUCUUGUAGGUACUUCUGUUGUCCCAGUAUAAACGUGUCUGCAGGCUUGGGGCUGGGUAGCAGCAACAUUUACAUGUUCCUUCAGCCAGAAUGGUUGUCUUUGGAUGUGGGAGAUGAAAUGGAGGUGCUGCCACAGGGAUGGCUGCAGAGCACUGCCUUGGGCACAGUGGUGUUUGUGGGUUGUGGCUGGUGAAAGUGCUGCUGCUUUGGGACAUCCUGUUUUAAGUCAGCCUCUGACACUGAAGUCCCAUCAAUAACUUCAAUACUCUCCCUGUCAGGCAGUUAAAGGCUGUGUAUUUAAAAUUAACUCGGGGUAGAACAAACUGUAAAUCAAACACAGACUGUAAAUAACACCUACAGAACUUCUUCAGUAAAGGUGUGGGGAAGUGUAGGAUUCGGGCAAAGCCGCUUUCCCCCUGCCCGGGUGAGUUGCUGCCGUUGCCCUCAGUGCUGUCCCCCGAGCACAUUUCACAGCAAAUCCUUUGUAUUCCAUGAUUUAGGCAGGCACAUCCCACCCUCCUGGUUACAUCUCAGUAGGGGCCUGGGCUGCUGCCAGAGGAGUGUAUCCCUCAUUCUCAAAUCCCUCAUCCCAAAUUCUUCCGAGUUCAAUGAGGAGAGGAAGCGUUGAAGAGGUCCCGCUUUCCUUGGAUCAGAUCCUUUGCAUGUGCCUUACCUAAAAACAAGCUUGAGCUUGAAAAUGUCAGGUGUACACUAGAUCCCCACAGCAAGUGUCCAGGGGAUGAGGAAUCACUAAAAUCGAGCCUUGCCUUCUCCAUGCAGCAGGUAUGAACAUGUGACUCAUCCCACUGCAGACAGCUUGAAACCUGGAUCCAGCGCAGAGAUGCAAUAACCUCAUUGUUGUCUCUCCAGUCCCCAAAAAAACUUAUCCAUAUAUGCACUACUAGCAAAAUACACUUGGAUUUCAUCUACUUCUAUCACUUUAUAUUUCAUAUCUAUAGUAUUAUACAUGGGUUUAAAAUUAUUUUCUUUGUAGUAGUUUCUCAUUCUCAGAGUCUUCACACUGCCACGGUUACCUAGGAAAUGCAGACUUAUGUGCUCUAAUCAGAUAUCUGCUGUUUAGCUGUAUCUUUUACACCUAAAUCACAGUGUUCCACCUUUCAGCAGUACUUGUUUGUCCGUGUCAGCCACAGCAUUGUCCCGUCAGUGUGUGUGACCUCAUCCAUCCGUGUGGUUCGUGUGUCCUGGACCAAAAUACAGACUGGGGUUAACGUUGUGCAGUAGGAAGCAGAGGCCUUGUACAGCCCCACUCCAAGCAUUUCCAUUGGCUCAGCUCUGUGGGUGAUGUAUUUUGGCUUUUACCACAAAAAUGUGUUAAUUAUAUUUGCACAAAAGCAGCACAGUCCUAUAUUUGAAGAAUAAUUUACAUUCAUUAUGUUUCUUUAAAACCUUCCAUCUCCUCUCCUCCCUUUCCCCCCUACUUUUCCUUUUCCCAGUGUUUGUAAGGUUACCGAAGAAACAUGCAUUUAAACAAUUAAGGAGGAACUUAAGAAUCCAUCUGUCUGCCAAGGUAUAUUUUUCUAUUUGCAGUAAAUCUAAGUCAGUAAUGUCUCAUUCAGAACAUAGACAUGGUUUGCCUUAGACCAGAUUUUUUGGUGUGACAAAUACUUUGGAUGGAAGAAGUGACUGGGGUUUUGUGUUGAUGUCACAAAGCUUUUAAAAACACUUCAAGGAAGAAAGACUUUGUGUAUUUCUUUGACAGCUGAAGUGUAGGAAACCAUUCACUGUGCAUUGGGCACAGUGCAGAAUCCUUCGUGUAGAAGCCAGAACAAAAUCCAGCUAAUUCAGUGUAACACUGGCAUUCGUCCCUGAGACAGAGUGGGAACGGGUGGGGGACAAUUUGCCACGGGGAGGAAAUGUGUUAUUAUUCUCUCUUAGCCUCAAAAUCCAUAAAAGCCUGUAGUAGGAGUCUGUAGUUCAAAGCAAGAGUGGUGUACACUCGCUUUACUAUGCAGUGUCUCUGAAGAAGCACCUUCUCCACAGCCCCUCCCAAAUGGGAUUGCAUUCCCAGCAGGUCAGUUCUCGUUCUGGAAAAACAGGGUUUGGUUUUGUUACUUAGGAAAACAUAACUUUAGUUGCCAAACUUAAGCUUUUAAAAGGAUGCAGUGGAAAAGACUUCAGUGGAAAGAUGUUCUGAAUUGUUUCACAAACUAAAAUGUAAAUGUUCUGCUUAAGAGUAUUCUGUAUAUCUUUUAAGGUUACAGGUAGGGGAGGGGGAACAAAAACUGCAAAGGAAGGAACCCUGAAAACUUUGGCUUUAUAUUUUCAGUGAUUUAUUGUUUUCAAGUGCAAAAGGUGAUUUGAGAAAAAGCUCAUGCAAUUUAGAAUGCAUAUUAGGCACCUACAAUGUCUUACUGAAAACCUUUGCUAGUACUCUCAAACAUGUUUUUUAUGACAGUGUAACUUCUAUAUUGGAAUAAAAUAUCAUUUUCUAGUGUUAGAAGUGUCUCAAAGCUGUAGUCUAAAUCAUUUUUCAUAGUUUGGUACUUCUAAGGAGUUGUGAUUUUGGUGAAAUUCAGUGUUAAAAGUGCUCAAGCAUAAUGUGCUUCUGAACCAUUUAUUUUUGAGCUAUUUUGGGAUUCUCAUUUUUUUGGUGUAGAAUCCCUAAUAACUUGCCAUCAUUGCUGGACUCACCACUGCCUUGUUCGUUACACAGAUGUCCCUGCUUACAGUUGUUCCUAGAACUGGGCAAACCGCUCACUAGAGACUAAUUUUAGCCUUUAUUCUGCUCCUAAAUUAGUUCCCAACUAGACUCUCUUCUUUGCAGAUCUGGGUUGGGGGUUUUUUUGCAAACAUUUUUAUUGUUGGUUGUUUUGUACGUUCUUUGCUUCUGUUGUUUGCUUCCAGCGGCAUGAUUUGUCUGGGUUCUGCUCUCUGGGAAUGACUCAGUUUGUAACAGGAGGAGGGAAGAACGGGAUGCUCGUGGCUCUUAUCAGCUCUUGCCAUCAGUCGUCUUAGAAGCGCAUUUGCAUCGGUAUUUGCGAGGCUUCUGCUUGCCGUAGAUUUUUUUUUCCUUCAGCUAAAUCCUGCUCCCAGAGGCAUCAGGACUGUCUGGGUGGAGAGCCCGUGUGGUGCUGGUUGAAGGGAUGUUCCUGUCGCUCCCUGGCUCCGGCUGUGCUGCCCUCAGUCCAUCCCGUCAUCGCUGCAGAGGGGCCGCGGUGGUGCCGGGCUGUAAAUGCACAGAUGUGAGCGGAGGGGCCCUGGGCUGACGCUGUGCCUGGAACGUGAUGAAAUAAAUGUGCUGCUGUUUGUGGCACAGAGUGUGACUUGUCUGAAAGAAACCCUGGCCUGGCCUGGGGGGUGGAAUAAUUUUUCCUCAGCAGGUUUAAAGGAAAUUACUUCAUCCAUCAGCAGGUUCUCAACCUUUUUACGUUUUGAGAACGGGCUAGAAGAUAAUCUCUGGGGCAUAUAUAGAAAGGGGGAAAUGGUUAAAAAUGAGGCUCGCCUUGCUGCAGGAGUAUCUUAUUUAUAUCUCAAAGAAUAGAUUUUACAAUUCCUAGUUGCAGUCCCAUGAGAGAUUUCGGAUCCCUAUGCAUACAAAAACAACAGAUCAUCUUGUCCCCUGUUUUUUCACUGAAGUGUGAUCAAGUUCUGCUUUUCCAAAGGAAAAAAAAAAAACUGUAAUGAUAAAAUCUCUGCAAGAAGUACUAUUUGAAAGAUGUUGAUCCUUAAUUUUAGGCAAAUAAGGGGCAUUGCCAACUGGAAACUAGCAAUAAUUAGUACAAAGAAUUUUGGACCUCUGACACUGUGGCUGCUUCAUGUUGGUUUUGCUCCUCUGACAGCGAGGCUGUGUGCUUGCUCCUUGUACAGCUUGGUCAGUAGAAGUUGUUUUGAAAAUGGUUUAUGAAAAUUAUAUUUAUUAAAUAAAACUUUCACUUCUA
Pipra filicauda (Wire-tailed manakin) is the source of this 12289-nucleotide messenger RNA. RefSeq names its product ATPase phospholipid transporting 11B (putative) (gene ATP11B). Bases 194 to 3613 code for a protein of 1139 amino acids. Lineage: Eukaryota; Metazoa; Chordata; Aves; Passeriformes; Pipridae. Gene Ontology annotation, biological process: phospholipid translocation. The record is from RefSeq and is a predicted model, not a curated record. Gene Ontology annotation, cellular component: recycling endosome; plasma membrane; endoplasmic reticulum. The transcript is spliced from 30 exons. Gene Ontology annotation, molecular function: ATP hydrolysis activity; magnesium ion binding; ATPase-coupled intramembrane lipid carrier activity.